GUAUUGAUUUUACAAAAACCCAACCCGUCAUUCACGCGUUAAAUAUCGAAACCUCCUAAAGCCCUAACGCCUAAUCGUUCGUCUCUUACUUAUCGCCGCCGCUAGCUCCUUCCUCCACGGGCCACCGUCUCCCUCCGCAGGUUGAGGGAAUCAUCGAAGAUGUACCUCCAGUUCUACAUCAAUGAGAACGGAGACAAGGUUUACACCACCAAGAAAGAGACUCCAGUGGGGUUGCCAACACAAUCUGCACAUCCAGCUCGUUUCUCUCCGGAUGACAAGUAUUCCAGGCAACGGGUGCUUCUGAAGAAGCGGUUUGGUCUACUUCCAACCCAACAGUCGCCCUUGAAGUACUAAACCAUUCCACGAUGAGCUGAGCUGGUGAACCAUAUCCAUCCAUUCGCUUUGGUUGCGUCAAGCAUUCGUUCUUCGAUUCUAAAGCGUGUUUGGAUGGACCACCUUCUGAUUUUGCUCAAGUUUUGAAGAAAAUGGACUCAAAUAAAUUCAUUGUACCACUACCUUUUUGCUAUGUUGCUUUUCUUGCUAUUGGUCAAAAAGUUGGAAAAAUUAAA
Messenger RNA from Zingiber officinale, 569 nucleotides. RefSeq names its product H/ACA ribonucleoprotein complex subunit 3-like protein. Bases 160 to 354 code for a protein of 64 amino acids. The transcript is spliced from 5 exons. Gene Ontology annotation, cellular component: box H/ACA telomerase RNP complex; box H/ACA snoRNP complex. Gene Ontology annotation, molecular function: box H/ACA snoRNA binding; telomerase RNA binding. Gene Ontology annotation, biological process: rRNA pseudouridine synthesis; positive regulation of telomerase RNA localization to Cajal body; snRNA pseudouridine synthesis. Lineage: Eukaryota; Viridiplantae; Streptophyta; Magnoliopsida; Zingiberales; Zingiberaceae. The record is from RefSeq and is a predicted model, not a curated record.